AUGUUCACCAACCCAAUCGGUGCAAACUGCACCGAACCUCCGGGCAGGGCCCGAACAGGGCCCACCGUUAUCAGCUCGAAAUGGAACGGGUCCAAAGAUAAUCCAACCGUGCCCGAUGCCUCGGAUAGGAUCAACUCUUUCUUGCGUACAUGGCGAAUGUUCGAACACCCUCGACUGGAAUCGGGCUUUGGCCCUGACGCCACUCGACGUCGGCCGGGCCCACUGAUGAGGAGACGGGCUUCGAGUGCUCGGAUGCGCAUUUGUUGCGCCUCUCCUCCCGACUCCAACCCCCGCCUUGGCAUCGCGGGUCGGGAGGGCGUAGUGGCGGCACCGGAGAAUCGAGCCGUCGGGGAGGACGAGUCGCCGGAGGAGGUCGAAGUCGUGGUUGCCGACCGAGUCGCUGAUGUAGAUGGGGCCGCCGGAGAUGGCUCGGGAGGCGGCGUGGAAGAGUGCGCAUGGGUGGGUCGACUGGAACAUGUCCCAAUCAGGGUGGAUAAAGUUGCCCAUCCAAAGGCUGUUGUAGGCGCAGUGGACCAUGUGGCAGCCCUGCAGCCAGAACGUGCCGUUCGGAAAAACUCACCAACGCGACCAAGGGAAAUGGCCUCUGUCCCUAGGAACAUGAAAUCAUUACAAUGCUCCAUGCUUGCAAUCACACCAUUCCCUUUGAAAUGGUUCCUCACUGAAGAAGUCAACGCUUUGUAG
Messenger RNA from Striga asiatica, 702 nucleotides. Lineage: Eukaryota; Viridiplantae; Streptophyta; Magnoliopsida; Lamiales; Orobanchaceae. The record is from the annotation of a GenBank genome assembly.